Messenger RNA from Lactuca virosa, 1920 nucleotides. NCBI's taxonomy places the organism in Eukaryota, Viridiplantae, Streptophyta, Magnoliopsida, Asterales, Asteraceae. The record is from the annotation of a GenBank genome assembly.
AUCAGUUUCUUUUAAAAUAUUCAUUGUUUUCACUGAUGGGGACGGAUCUUGGAGAAGAACAAACCGACAUCGCUACGUGCUACGCUGCUUCCCGUUGUUCGUUGAAAUCAGAAAUGGGUGUCCCAAACUGCUUCCUUUUGUUCGUUGCCAAUUCAAAUAAUGAGGUGAAGUUGUAUUGUAUACACAACCAUUAAAAAUCGAUUCACUCUCUUUCUUUACCCAACCCAAUUUAACAAACUACACCGAUUUUCACUUUUUACUUCCCUUCUCUCCAAGAAACCUCAGAGUCUUCGCGAUUUGGAGCCUUGUUGAAGAUACAGUGCUGUGAAGAAACAGGAUGGAGAAUCGGGAGGAUCUGAAUUCCAUUCUAGAGUUUUUACCGGUGGUUCUCCGGUCAUCAGCACUCUUCUGGCCUUCUCAAGUCGUUGAAGCACUCAAAGCACUCUCUAAAGGCCCCCAACAUAGCAAGGUUGACUCCGGCGAGGUCCUCUUCCUUGCCAUUUCUGACCUCCGUAACUCCCUCAACCUCUCCGCUGAUUCCCUCGCCUUUUCAACCGCUGAUGGUUUCUCCCUCUUCUUCGAUGAUCUGAUAUCGCGUGCCGAAGCCAACAAAUGGUUUGAAGGGACACUCCCAGCUUUGGCAGAUUCUCUAUUACGGCUUCCAUCGAUGCUAGAAGCUCACUAUACAGGUGCAGAUUCCAUUACCUGUGUUGGUGCUAGGGCUGGACUCAAAACCAGUCUUCGCCUGUUGAAGUCGCAAGAGCCUGGCAUAGUUUUACUCAGCCAGGAACUCAUCGGCGCUCUUCUUGCAUGCUCUUUCUUUUGUCUGUUUCCAAACAGUAGUAGAGGUGCCAAUCAUCUUCAAGUGAUCAACUUUGAUCAUUUAUUUGCGAGCCUAUACGACAACUACAACGAAAAACAAGAAAACAAAAUCAAAUGCAUCAUUCAUUACUUUGAAAGAAUCCAUUCAAGUAUGCCACGUGGCAAUGUCUCAUUUGAGAGAAAAGUGCUUGCAGACAACCACAAUCUCAACUACAUCCCUUACCCAAAGGUUGAAUCUUGGAGUAAAUCUGUGGUCUCUCUAUGUCUCUUUGAGGUUUGUAAUUCAGGCUUAAUAGAAGAUACUUCAAAAGAAGCUCUAGAAGUCGAUUUUGCAAAUAAGUACCUUGGUGGAGGUGCUCUAACUAGAGGGUGUGUUCAGGAAGAAAUUCGUUUCAUGAUAAGUCCAGAAUUAAUAGCUGGCAUGCUUUUCUUGCCUUCAAUGGCAGAUAAUGAGGCUAUAGAAGUUAUUGGUGUUGAAAGAUUCUCUAAAUAUACAGGAUAUGCUUCUUCUUUUCGAUUUUCUGGUGAUUUCAUGGAUAAGAAAGAUAUUGAUAUGAUGAAAAGACAUAAAACCAGAAUAAUUGCAAUUGAUGCUUUAGUCAACCCUGGAGAAAGACAAUAUAGACAUGAAUUUCUUUUGAGGGAGAUUAACAAGGCGUUUUGUGGGUUUUCUGACUCAAGAAUUGUUACUGGAAAUUGGGGUUGUGGAGCAUUUGGAGGAGACCCUGAAAUUAAAGCUAUUUUACAAUGGCUUGCAGCUUCACAGGCAUUAAGGCCUUUCAUGGUAUAUUACACAUUUAGCAUGGAGGCAUUACAAACACUGGAAAAGGUAACAAAGUGGAUCAUGUUACAUAAAUGGAAUGUUGGAGAUCUUUGGAAUAUGGUAAUGGAAUACUCAUUCCAGAGAUCAAAGAGGGAAACCGGAAUUGGAUUCUUCAAUUGGCUUUUGCCAUUAUUGUCUUCUCAUGACCCCAUGAUGUUGGAUUCCCCUCAAACUGUCUCGAAAGAUUUGGAAUGUAAAUAAUAAUUACAAAUGACUAAACUGCCCUUUGUUUAGUUCUUGUUCACUAAUAUCUUUAGAUACCUGUAAAAAUAUUU